AUGCUCGCUGAGUCUCCCCGCGCGGCCGACUAUGUGCCCCCGCGCCGUCCGCACACAGAGUUCGGCGUGCCCGGCAGUGCCGGCGGCAGCAUCGCGGGCGGCAGCGGGAGUGGGAACGAGCCCCGCCCCAUCCUGCGGCACCAGAGCAGCAAUGUCCGCAUUUCCUCUCCUCUCCGUAAACAGGUCGGCUUCGAAGACAAGCCGCGCAGGCCCGCGCUCAAGAGUAGCACCUCGAGCGGGAGCGUGGGCGCGAGCGCCAGCGCCAGCGCCAGCGCAUCAGCUGCGGACCGCUCGCCCAAGCUCAGCUUGCGAGAGCGGCGGGGGCGUGCACGCGCCCAGGUGAGCUGGGCACAGACGAUCGCCGUGCCGGGCGAGUUUGAGGAGCUUGCGACUGCGCGUCCCGCCAAUCCCCGCUCCAUUACCUCGAGCGACGGCAGCAGCCGCUACACCAGCAGCAUGUACAGCACGGACGAGCGUCCGGCCUUGCGCGCAUCUAGAAGUCUCUCGGCGCGCGCUCGACCCGGAAACAGGCCCACCAGCGCCGCGUCGUCGACGUCUAUCGGCCCCGCGGGGCUGUGGUUCGACGUGCCGGCUCCUGCCGCGCCUCACCCAUCAACAUGUAUGCCGGGCUUUCCGUCCCAAGAGUUCCCCGACCACAGACCGCCAAAGUUCUCGCGCGAACUCCUCCGCCGCCCUGGCGUGAUCAUGCCAAAAGCCGCCCCGCGGCCCGCGAGCAUUGCUACAGAUCAUGCUCCGCGCCCCACCCCGCGGCCCCAGCCCCAGCCCCAGCCCCAACCCCAGCCCCUGCCGCAGCGCCAGCCGUCGACGUCGCGCGUCGCAGGCUUCUUAUCGAGGAAACUGUCCAAGCGCGCCGUCUCCGUCUCUGGCCCGGCCCCCGACGUGCCCCCUCUUCCCCUGCCCAUCCCGCGCGGCGCAGCCCCAUCCAUGCCCAUCACGCCAGUCCAGCACGGGCAUCAGCGCUCGCAGACGAGCACGCACAUGCCCCCCGGUUUCGCGCCCCCCCACCACCCCCAGUGGCCGCCGCAGAGCAUGCCGGCCCGCUUCCGCGGCACCGCCCUCCCCGCAGGUGCUGGUCACUUCCUCCCGCCCGGUGCGGCCCCCCUCCCUGCUUCCCGUAUGGCUGUGCCCUCCCUGCCGCCUGGAGCGAUGCCGAUGGCGUCCUCCCUCCCUCCGGGGGCGAUGCCUGCCCGCGGCGUGCCACCUUUGCAGCCGCAGCCUAUGCAGCCGCACGUCCUCUCGUCGCAAGAGGCGGCGCGGCAAGCGCUGAGACACUAUCGCUCCUCGCCUGCGCUGAUGCGCGUCGCGUCCCCGCCCCUCCCCACGACGUGGGUCGAGCGCACGCCGCCCCCGAUGCCAGGGCAGCUGGGGUACGACGAGGACAUGGGUGUGCGCCAGCCGGACUUUGCGCACCCCCCCGUCCAGGACACGCCGAAAGACGUGCGCCCGCCACACCUCAGCGUCGACUUUGGCGGCGCCGGCGACCUGUGGGCCGACCUCGAAAGCUCGUUCGGCGCACUCUCCCUCCCGGAUCUGCCAGCGGACGCAGAGAGCCCUAGCAGCCCUGGCUCUGACGCGUCUCACACGACCACAGCGACGACCCGCGCCACACACACAACACAUGUCGCGCGCGACGCGUACUCAGAGUCUGGAACAUGCUCGGAAACCGGCACGUUCUCAGAAGCCGGGCACUCGCUGCGUGCCGCCUCGUCUGAUGUGGGACACGCCGCGCCGCUCCGGCGCGGCACGGCGUCGGAUAUCGGCCACUCGACGGCGCCCCUCGUCACGGGGAUGCAGAGAGACGUGUUCUCUGACGCCGGCCACGGCUUGGAACGCAUCUACUCGCCGCCGGGGUCGCCGGUCCUCGCCAAGGCGGCGCAGCGCGCAGCGAGCGAAAGCGAGUUCCCCCUCGCGUCCUGGAGCCCGGGGCACAAGCUGUGCGCCAGCGCGCCCGGCACGCCCGUGUUCCUGCCGCCGCGCGGCGAGAGCCUGGUCGCGUCGUCGCUGGGCGCGACGUCCUCGCGCCCCUUCGGGCUCCUGCACACGCCGCCGCGGCGCACGUCGUCGCGCAGCCCCAGCUCGAUGAGCUUGCGGAGCAGCACGUCGCUCGCGUCCGAGAGCACGGUCAGCUCGCUGCCCAGCACGAUGACGUCGAUGACGAGCGCGAGCUCGGCCGCGUCCGUCGAGAUGCCCGACCCCAUCGCGGAAGACAUCGAGCUCGAGUACGUGUUUGGCAUCGUGCCCAAGGGCUUCUGCGACGAGCGCGCCGAGAUCCGCCGCGUGCAGCGCGCACGCUCCACCGCCGCGACGUUGCGCGUGCGUUCCGUCGCCUAGACUUGUAUUCUAUGACAAUGCUGGACAGUCACGACCGUUAUGUAUCAUGAGAGCGUGGGCUGAGGCUUUUCGUGCGGUGUCCUCAGUGUUCCGUCUUUCGUCUGCGUCUCUUUAUCACCCACCUCCAAGCGUGGACGCGCGGUGGGUGCGGGGCCGAAAUGCGGGGUCACGGCGCU
Molecule: messenger RNA, 2528 nt
Organism: Cutaneotrichosporon oleaginosum
Lineage: Eukaryota; Fungi; Basidiomycota; Tremellomycetes; Trichosporonales; Trichosporonaceae
Source: RefSeq, a predicted model, not a curated record